This is a messenger RNA of Encephalitozoon intestinalis ATCC 50506, 285 nucleotides long. RefSeq names its product 60S ribosomal protein L36. Gene Ontology annotation, molecular function: structural constituent of ribosome. Lineage: Eukaryota; Fungi; Microsporidia; Unikaryonidae. Gene Ontology annotation, cellular component: ribosome. Gene Ontology annotation, biological process: translation. The record is from RefSeq and is a predicted model, not a curated record. The transcript has a single exon. Bases 1 to 285 code for a protein of 94 amino acids.
AUGAAGAACGCUCUCAAGAAAGUUCGAGUACGUUAUCCAGUAAAGAGGCCCGAUGUGAAGAGAGAAGCCAAGAAGCCCAGCGAGGAGUCUGGAAAGAUACGCAUGUUUGCAGCCUCAGUUGCAGAGGAGUUAUGCGGUUAUUCUCCACUUGAGAAGAAAGUUAUUUCGCUUAUUGAGGCAAAGAACAAUAGCAAGGCACAGAGGAUUCUCCGAAAGAGAUUGGGGUCUCACAAGCGUGCAGGAAAGAGGAUGAAGAAGUUGACAAAGAUGCUUCUGGAGGAAUAA